Molecule: messenger RNA, 2222 nt
Organism: Cyprinus carpio (common carp)
Lineage: Eukaryota; Metazoa; Chordata; Actinopteri; Cypriniformes; Cyprinidae
Source: RefSeq, a predicted model, not a curated record
ACAUAUUUCAAGUUGGCCCAGCCAUUAACUUAAAAAAUGCUAACUUGUUUCCAGGAUUUAGUAUUCCAUUCUUUGUAAUAGCAGUGGUCCAUCUCAGCUACACACAGUCUCUGGUUAAGCUCAUUUAAAUUUGUUUUAGACCAUUAGACAUGACAUUACAGUGCCUUGGAAGUCUGCCCGAAGCAAGUGUUCUUAGAAGGAACUUUGAUACACAGAAGCAGUGUUUAGUCAUUGACUGACUGAACAACAAGCUGCACAAUCGAGGCCACUUCUGCUUGUCAGAUGUCCAUACUGUACCUGCAGUUACAUGCAAUGACAUUAUAAAUGGUUUAGUGUCCAAAGCAUCUAUAGAAUUAGUUUUAUUUCCCCAACUAUCUUUUCAAAAGAUUUUGUUUCAAGUCAUUUUCAUAGAUAUGGGUAACUCAUAUGACCCUGUGUUUACGUUAUAUAUCUUUAAUCUUUUCUUAUCAGUCCAUCCCACCAUUUCUAAUCUAUUUCUAAUGACUGACGUCCAAACGCACCAGCAUCCGCUGCUCAGGCCAGUGUUCCAUUAACCCGAAUUCAUAUCAGCUGCUCAGCACAAGCAGGAAACAUACACGUGACACACCCAGAUAUGAAAUUGAAGUUCAGCAUUUAUCAGUACAGAUACACUAAGCUCCAUGUUACUGCGUUAUUGUGCAGUAGAGAGUGCCAUGCAGGAAGGAGAGGAGAGGAAGUGAGGCGAUGGGCUGCACCUCAGCCAAGCAGUUGUCAUCUGUACCCAGUGAUGAAGAGGGCCGGGGUAAGGCCUACAGCAACGGAGAUGCCUUCUCCGAUGAGUACAGACUGAAAGGAGUUGAGAAGGUGAAGUACAUGCAUGGAGAAGAGGAGUGCACGAACACACAAAACCAAGAGACCUUGGAAAAGAGCACAUUUUUGCACAAUGGCAGGCACAAAGAUGCCACUGGGAAUAGUAAUAAGAUAAGUAUCCACUCUUCAGAGAGCCAGCAGGAGUUCUUCAGGAUGCUGGAUGAGAAGAUUGAAAAGGGACGGGACUACUGUUCGGACGAGGAGGAUAUGACAUAGCACGCUGAGACGUUUGACUCACACCAACAUUGAGUCAAUCCUGUCCCAAAGUUCUUUACACUUGCUUUCCAUGCCUCUUUACCCAACAAGUAUGAAUCUUGGGUUCAACCCAGUUAUCUACUCUGUUUACAAUCUACACACUCUCCCAAAUGUCUUACAGGUCAGUAUUUGAGACUCUUCUGGACUAGUAUUUAAACGGUAUGGGGGCAUGGAAAGGACAUGGUUAAGGAGACUGGGAUUUGGCCCAAGAUUUGAAUGGGAAAGCCAUUUUCAGACUGUUCCUCAAUCCCUUGCCUUACACUACCCAUAAGCCUUCUCCUACUCAUAGACUACAUACAGUGGAGAGAGCCAUGCUGAGAAUCCAGGAUUUCGCCCUCCAUUUGACAUGGACACUAGCAGAGGAGACGAUAUCUUCUCGAGAGGACAUACCUACUGAGAGACUUGUGUGAUUCUGUCCAGCUCACGCUGUUGAGACACAGUAGGUGAAAGCGUAUGGACAGAAACACAAGGCCAUUUCUAGCAUUCCAAUUGUUUUUUUAAUGAAGUAUUUUUCACCCACAGUGUAUUAUGUAUAUGUCUUUUUGACCUUUUUCUUUGAGUUAUGUUAUAAUGCUCAGGACAGCAGUGCUGUAUGUAUCAUCACUAGAUUUGUUUGUUAGAUGAGGGCAGUGCAGUUCCUUCAGAGCCGGUCUUGAGGAAGUGUUGGGCGGUGGAGAUAGAUCAUAGCAUCUAGCUGUGUUUAGAGACGCCAGUUACAGCAUCUUAAGGUCAUGUAGUUUUCACAUACUCAUUUUACUCUAUAUAACAGGUGGAUAUCAUGGGUUCGCUUGACAUUUAUAGUUACUAUUCUUGAGUUGAAAACCAGUAGAAGUUUUAAAACCAGCCUUCAGAAAGUUUUACAUAGAUAUGUUUUUAUUACCAGGAAGUGCUUCUUCCUUUUACAGUAUGACAGUAAUUUGCCAUAGCCUUAAGCACACAGUGUUUUCUUUUCUGAAAUAAGAUACAACAAUAAGCCAUUAAUUUCUGUGUUUUCACACUAAAGUGAACAGUAUCCCACAUGUAUGCUUCUCUAUGUACACAUUUGGGUCAAACAAAAUUGCCAAAAAUGCAAGUGUGAUGCUGAGUGCAAGAAUAAAUAAUACACUAUGACCAACUAA